Molecule: messenger RNA, 1986 nt
Organism: Vespa mandarinia (Asian giant hornet)
Lineage: Eukaryota; Metazoa; Arthropoda; Insecta; Hymenoptera; Vespidae
Product: solute carrier family 35 member H1
Source: RefSeq, a predicted model, not a curated record
CUGAAUUUCUUCUUUUUUUCUUGACGAACAUAUGUCAAAUUGAAUAAACCUAAAAUCAAACUUUUUAAUUUUGCUCUUAUCAAAUAUCUAAUCAACGUAAUAUUGUUUUUUAUGUGUGUUUGUGCACUUACGUAUGUUUUCCUUUGUUUUCAGGAUAAAUCGGUGGUACUUUAAAUAGCAUAUGGACAUUAUCGUCAUCGGAUAUACUCAAUGUGAUAACGAAUGGAAUAUCUUGUGCAGUGUAUGGUUUGAUAAUAGUACGAUUGGUGUGUAUAUUUUAACAUGAAUCAAGGCAAUUAAGUCGUACAUAAAAUUAUUUGGUCAAAGUAAUACAUAAUUAUAAUUUAUAUAAAAAUACCAGUAUGUUUAAUGUUAAGUAUUGAAAAGAAGAUUUUAAAUACUGCAAAGAAGAUAUUAAAUUUAUUGGAUAAACUGGAUGCAAAGCUUAACGUAUACAAAUUAUAUUAUGUAUCUUUCAAUUAUUUAUGGGGUAACAUAAAAGUGACAAGGAAAAAUAAGAAGUUCAGUAGUUAGUACACUGCAAGAUUAUACCAGAUUUAAAGAAAUGUCUAGGUCAAGUAUUAAAUAUCAAAUAGUUAAGAAGGAUGAUACUUUAUAUUAUUUGUCCUCUAAAAAUACACAAGAUUAUCAAAAUAUACCGAAAAAGGAACCUUGUAUAGGUGCCGUACAAACAAUUUUAAUAAUUUCUAUUUAUUUUGUUUUAUCUAUAGGACUUACUUUUUAUCAGAAAUGGCUUUUCAAAACAUAUGGUUUCAAUUUUCCUCUUGGAGCGGUAACCUGUCAUUUAAUUGUAAAAUUUGCAUUGUCUGCAUUAAUACGUUGCAUUAGAUUAUGUUACAAAGGACCACAAUAUCAUGUCAAACUUACUUGGCAAAGUAUAAUAUGUUCACUAGCACCUCCAGGCAUAGCUAGCGGAUUUGAUGUCGCUCUAUCAAAUUGGUCAAUUGCAUUAAUUACGAUAUCUCUAUAUACUAUGACAAAAUCCAGUACCAUAGUUUUUAUUCUUGGAUUUUCUCUUAUAUUUAAACUUGAAAAAAAGUCAUGGUCUUUAAUAGCCAUAGUAGCAACAAUAUCAGGGGGCUUAUUCAUGUUCACUUAUAAAUCCACUCAGUUUCAUGUGCUUGGGUUUAUAUUAUGUCUUUUGGCAUCAUUCUCAAGUGGUCUCAGAUGGACUAUGGCUCAAGUCAUAAUGCAAAAAUCUAAAUUGGGUCUUCAAAAUCCAAUAGAUAUGAUUUAUUAUAUGCAACCAUGGAUGUUGCUACCUGUAAUACCUAUUACAUUAUGGUUUGAGGGUCCAGAAAUGUAUAAUAAUCUUAAGAGUAUUAAUUGGAACAAUUCUGAACCAAUUAUGUUAACUGUAGCUGCAGUCAAUUCUGGAGCAAUUUUAGCAUUUGUUAUGGAAAUAACAGAAUUUUUAGUUGUCACAUACACCUCUAGUCUAACGCUUUCUGUUACAGGAAUAUUUAAGGAAAUAUGCAUAUUGAUAUUAGCUUUCGAAUGGAAAGGUGAUCAUAUAAGUGGCCUAAAUUUUGUAGGUCUGUUAUUGUGCCUCGGCGGAAUUAUACUUCACGUUAUUCAAAAAGUAUUACUUAAUAGAAGUAAGGUGAUUGAAAGUUUAGAACUAAGUGAUAAUUCAUUACCAAGUAACAGCUCUAAAAAGGAAGAUGGAAUUGAUGCGAAUUUACCCUUAUUAACACAAAAAUCUAGUUCCUUAAUUAAUUUAUUAACUACAGAUUUUACUUCGGACGAGGAAGACGAUAUUAAAAUGAAAGAAAAUUCUUCUCAAGUAUUAUCAAAUAUUUUACAACGCAGGGAAUGAAUGUAAAUAAAAAAAAAAUCAUAUUUAUUUUUCUUCUUCCAUGGAAUUAAGUAAUUAGCAAUUGAUAUACCAAAUUUUCCACAUGCAAGAAAAAGCAGAAUCGACGCAUAUUUCGUAAUUAUUAUAUAUAUAUAAAAAAAAAAAAA